Bursaphelenchus xylophilus (pine wood nematode) is the source of this 1683-nucleotide messenger RNA. The record is from the annotation of a GenBank genome assembly. NCBI's taxonomy places the organism in Eukaryota, Metazoa, Nematoda, Chromadorea, Rhabditida, Aphelenchoididae.
AUGGAUUUGGAUUCGGUUGAGCCAGUUAUAAAUUCCACAAAGAAUAUGUGUUUGACGAGAUCGAGGCCAUUUCUGAAGCAAAAGCAUAUUAAAUUACUCCAUCAUUGCCUGAAGAUCCUUCCCAAUGCGUACUUGAGUUUGGAUGGAAGUCGGUAAGAUUUGUCUGUUAGUAUCUUCCAAAUUUAGGCAUGUUAUUAACUGAAAACAUAGAGUUUCUUAUAUGAUACUUGAUUAAAAUGUCGGGGUCUUGAAACCUGAAGAAUACGUUUGUCUUUGCAGGCCAACUCUCCUCUUCUUCUGCAUUGGCGCCUUGGACCUUCUGGACCAAUUGGACACAAUAUCUUGUGAGGCCAAACAAGAAAUGAUCAAUUAUUUAUAUCGGCUUCAGAUCACUUCAAAGAAUGGUACGAUCAGUUUCAAAAAUAGUGUUAUUUUAGGUGAUAAAUCUUAUCCAUUUUCUUUCAGAAGUUCCGCCGGAGUCCUAUGGGUUCCGAGGUAAUAUUUAUUCAUUUUUGGAUCCGGUUUCCAACUCCGAAGUUAUCUCCGAAUACGAAUCAGCUCAUAUUGCUCAAACUUACAGUGCAUUAUGCUGUUUGUUGAUCCUUGGGGACAAUCUCGAGCAAGUAGAUCGGACAGCAGCCCUGGGGGCGCUAAGGCAAUGUCAGCAAACGGAUGGAAGGUAAGAAAUUUUUAUAUUGUGCUUUAUAUUUAGGUAGCUGAGAUUGGUAGUGUUGUAUUGUACUGGAUGUUUUGUUUUCAGCUUCUCGGCCUUCUCGAAUCAAUCAGAAAGUGACAUGAGAUUUGUAUUUUGUGCAGUUUCGAUCUCCUACAUCCUCAACGACUUCUCCUUUAUCAAUGUUGAUCUUCUAUGCGACUUCAUCCAGAAAAGCGUCAGCUAUGAUGGUGGAAUUGGACAAGGACCUCAGUUUGAAAGUCACGGUAGGCUUGCUUUAGUAUGAUUUGGCGUAAUAUUACUCAUUCUUUGAAUUAUUUAUGCUCUUCCAGGUGGUUCUACUUACUGUGCGAUCGCGAGUCUCUGUCUUCUGGGCCGAUUAUGGGAUUAUUCGGUGCUGAGUAAGGCCCAGCUGGAAAAACUUAAACGAUGGGCUCUUCAGAAACAGGAUGUUGGGUUCCAUGGAAGGCCCAACAAACCUGACGAUAGUUGUUACGCGUUUUGGAUUGGGGCUACAUUAUGGGUAAGGUGAAGACUGAUGUAGAAAUCUUGUGAUUGAAGUUUUAUAUCUUGAAGUAGCCUAGUGUAAUAAAUGCGAAAUGAGUAUUUGAUGAUAGAAAUUUGGGGCUUGAAUAUGAAAGUUAUUGUUAUUGAUCCAUUAUUCUUUCAGAUGCUGAAUGCCCAUCAUUUAGUCGACGAAAAAGCACUGCGAAGAUUUCUAAUGGACGCACAAGACGAUGUGAUUGGUGGCUUUGCCAAAUACGUUGACAUUACAUCAGGUGAGCAAAAACUUCAGUUUACAUGUGCUUGACCUGUCUGAUAUAUUAAAAAUUUUUUUUAACCUGUCUGAGAUAAUAAACUUUUUACUUUCAGACAUCCUCCACACAUAUUUCGGAAUUGCGGCGUUAUCCAUCUUUGGCGAGCCGGACCUCGGCCCCGUCUUCCCACCCCUCAACAUCCCUAUGCGGGCUUUCGAACACUUGUGCAAAUUGAAUCGCUUUCAAACAUAG